GACACAGUAACCUGUUGUGGGUGGAGCGUUUAGGAAUGAAAGUGAAAGUCUGAGUGACUUGAAAAUGAAAUGGUUUUGCUUUGGAAAGUGUCGUUUGUUUUCUUUUAUUUAACUCUAUCAAAAUUGGGUCUCAUCAGUUGUGUCCUGUAUUUCGAGAAUGGAAAAAGUUUGAUUUUAGAUCCAGAUAUGAAAGGAACACCCGAGGAUAUUUUGUGGACAUUCAAUGGAAACAAACUGGCUGAACAGGAUCUGAAUGAGUUUCAGGACUAUGGUCAAUUUGUGAAGAGAACAGAGAUUGACAUUCCAACUGGACGUCUCAGAGUUCAUCGGAUGACCAGAGAUGACAGCGGAUUUUACAAAGCUAUGAUACAGAUCGAUGGAAAGUUACAGUAUUUUGGAGUAGAUGUUGAAGUCAUUGAUGGUGUGCCAGAGCCGCAGGUGACGUGUGAACUGAACAGCUCGUCACAAUCCAGACAGUUAUUCUGUUCAAUGCCAGAUGAGAUUAUGGUGACGUACACAUGGACUGGACCAGAUGUGCUUCUCGCCGGUCAAACACUUGAGAUUGAUAAAGAUGAGCCGUCUGACUCUGUUUAUAUCUGUACAGUCAAAAAUCCAGUGAGCCAAAAAAGCAACAGCAUCAUUCUGAAAGACUGCAUCACAGAUGGAUUCAACCUUCAUCCGAUCAUCAUUCCUCUGGUAACCAUCGGCGUGAUCUUGAUUGCCGGAGCAUUAGCUCUGGUCAUGUAUCUCAGAUGCUGGAGAAACAAGAGUAAACAGAUGUCUCCAGAAGAAAAAGAAGGCGUGAGGCUUUUGGAAUCGACAGUAAACCAGAAUCAAGAUGUGAACCAGAGAUCCAGAGAUGUUCAUGAUGGAGAAGAAAACAGAGAGCAGAAAACCAAUGAAGAUGAAGAUCUGUGUGAGCACAACGAUGAAGGAGCAGUCGUGAUCAUCCAGGAGACUGAUGGAAACAUCUCAGAGCAAGAGAAAGAAGACGACGUUCAGACUCAUGAAUCAGACGUUCAUGAUGGAGACGAAAACAGAGAGCAGCAGAUAAAUGAAGACGAAGGAACACUGAACGAUGAAGGAGCAGUCGUGAUCAUCCAGGAGACUGAUGGAAACAUCUCAGAGCAAAAGAAAGAAGACGACGUUCAGUCUGAGUCUGAGCAGACUCAUGAAUCAGAAUCCAGUGAAGAAGGGAAGGAUGACGAACUGGAAAUGAGUUCUGACAGAAGAGAAUCUGUGGAUACAAAUGAACAAACAGACGGGAUAAAUAAAGACAAGCAAUCAGAAAACUGUUCCGAUGAACACCGUAAAGAGCUGAAUGAAAGAAACUUCCAGGAUCAAUCUGAGCAGAUUCAUGAUUCUGCAAAUGAUUCCAACCAGAGCAUCAGAGAUGAGGAUGAAGAUGAUGAUGAUGAAGACAGAAAGCAGAUCGUGAGUGAACACAGAGAGGACUUUAUAGAGGAAGAGGAAGGAAACACAGACGAAAGUGCAGAUGAGAACAUUACUGAGAAAAGUGAGGAUGCGUCUACACCCAGCUGUGAUUCAGGAGACCGAAUGUGUGUGAAAGACAUGAGGAAGAUAUUUGAGAAUCAGUGAUACAGAUUCUAUCAGUGUGAUGGAGAGAAGCCAGGAAACAUCUCAAAGUCAGAUGACGUAAUGUCAAAGACAUGUCAACUCACACACGUGGUGCUCAGAAACAUGUUUUGGUGCUAACAGCAUGUCAUUUUUGAGUGUAUUUUACAGAAGGUGCUACAGUACACUAUAUGAUGACAAAGAUGUCAGUAACAGAUCUAACAUUUCAUCGUGAUGUGCACAUGUCAAAAUGGUUUCACGAUAUAACUUGAGAACAACACAACGAUAAAAAAAGAUUUGUACUUGAAUGACAUCACACCAUUCGAGAAAACAUUUUUAUUUAUUUUAUUUAAAUGUUAAGAUAAUUGUCAGAUGUUGUCUUUGUAUAUUAAAGAUCUGCUUAUAGUCAAUAAAUGAAGGAUGA
Triplophysa rosa is the source of this 1999-nucleotide messenger RNA. RefSeq lists its product as uncharacterized. Bases 70 to 1599 code for a protein of 509 amino acids. The record is from RefSeq and is a predicted model, not a curated record. The transcript is spliced from 12 exons. Lineage: Eukaryota; Metazoa; Chordata; Actinopteri; Cypriniformes; Nemacheilidae.